This is a messenger RNA of Amphimedon queenslandica, 2152 nucleotides long. RefSeq lists its product as uncharacterized. NCBI's taxonomy places the organism in Eukaryota, Metazoa, Porifera, Demospongiae, Haplosclerida, Niphatidae. Bases 58 to 2055 code for a protein of 665 amino acids. The transcript has 4 exons. Gene Ontology annotation, molecular function: protein kinase activity; ATP binding. Gene Ontology annotation, biological process: protein phosphorylation. The record is from RefSeq and is a predicted model, not a curated record.
UAUCAAUUCACAUUUUGAUGAUGUCCUCAAGUCCGAACAGGACCAAAGACAAAGCACAUGAACAAGUCCUCCACUAGAACCCUUCAAGCUAUCGGCCAUGAUGAGGGCGACUCCAGCCCAGAGGAAUUUGCUAUCCCAAGAGCUGCCACAAUAUGUACCUCAGCACUUAGAGGAAGAAGACAACUUUCAGAGCCUCCUUCAGACAUGCUCCGUGACAUUAGCCUCUCUCCUUUGCCUCCUGCUAGAUCUCAGACAGUUGACAGUAAGCAAGUUGGAGUUGUCAAACCGUAUGCUGUGGUCGACCUUCAUGAAACUUUAAAGCAAAUACAAUCUCAGGAUCAUUUUUUAAGACCCCGAGUGGGUUCCUGUGGUACUGUGUUCCUCUACGAUGCAACAAAGAGACGAAUUGAGGCACCUCUUGCACUCCAGAGGAGAGAGAGGAAGGAGAGGAAAAGCAUAGUGCCAAAAAGAAAAGCACCACCUCCUCCGGUAACUCGAUCACCAGGACAUGCAUAUGGUGGAAGAGCAAAGAAGAAUACACUGACCACUGGAAAUAGAAUGAGCCGCUCCUCCAGCGUACCAACACCAUUGAUAACUGAUGCAGAGGAAGAGGUGCACAACUCAAGUGUAUUCAUUCCUCUUAAUGAUGUCUCCAAGAGCAAGGAGAAGAGCCCACCAUGUAAGCCACCGCGAACACAGAGCACUUACAUGAGUUUUGAUGAAGUUGCAAUCGGAGCCAAAACAGCUUGCAGUGAUUACGAGCCUCUCCACAGAUUCUCGCAGCAAAAUUCACCAAGUGGGACAAUGAGAAGCAGUAUCACUGCAACAAUCAGUUCUGAUGUAGCAAUAGCUUCACUCUCAUUGCUGCACCAGUUCCAGGAAUUGUUUGAUGAUACUCUAGGAAACAUUGCAUCAAGACAUUUUGAAGAGUUGACCUCAACAGAUCAGCACCUUCAAGACAUGAACUGGUCUGAUAUAACUGACAGUGUGGAUCUCAAAAACAAGCAUCAACUCUACUUUCAUAUGCAACCAAUUUCAUUAGAGCCUUUGGAUCGAGAUAGACACAGAACCGAACUGAGCAUAGCAAAGACUCUAACGCCACACUUAAACCUUUCUCUACCUCGUGGGACUCUACAGCAAGCCCCAGUGGAUUACAUUGAGUUCCUGCCAGAUGCCAAAGAGUAUGUUGUACGGGACACUUCAUGUCUUCCUGAUAAAGUCCCACUGGAAAAGAUCCUACCUUUGUGGAACAAAUCGCUCAGUGAGGAGGAGUACAUGCAAGCAGUUCUCUUAAUACUAGUCCAAGUCCUCCGUGGUCUAAACUACCUGUACAAUAAUGGGAUAGUUCAUCGUGACAUUGGAAUAGAGUCCCUCCUUGCUUGGACUUAUAGAUCAUCUGCAGACCACUGCAUAAUAAAACUAAAGAAUUUCACGUAUGCUCUUCAUCGUCCAGGACCUAUAUCGGCUACAACUUUUGUGUUUGCUUACGACGAGCUAUCGUGGCUUGGAGGAGUAGAGUCUCACCUUCCUCCAGAGAUUGUUGAUACCCCAUCUAAUGUCAACACGUUGGACUAUUCCCACACAGAUAGCUUUGCAGUAGGGUGCCUCAUUCACGAGCUAAUGACAGGGACGUCACCAUUCGACAAAGACCCACAACUAGUGUACAAGACAUACACCCACGAUGACCUUCCAUCGAUAUCAAAUGAAAUCAAAGUCUCUGUAUAUUUAGAAACACUCACCUACCUUCUUUUGUCUAGGGAUCCUUUGAAACGACUUGGGCUAGGCGACGCUUUGCUAUUGACACAAUCGAUGCUAUGGCUACCACACUCUUGGCUGGAGUGCUCGCUGCCAAAAACCGACAUUGAGAAUCACUUGCUGUUUCUCAAGGGAAAGACGAUAGCUCAAAUUGCUCAACAAGACGCUCAGGAUCUCCUUGCUUUGGAGACGGUGCUUAAAGCCGACUUUCUUGCGACGUGCGACUCUUCACGUCUCGUACGAGCAUUAGCCGUCAUGAAUAACAAGAUGAAUGAACAAAGGAGCAGCAAAUCUCAAUAAAGACUGUGUUAAACUCAAAAUAAAUAAACAUUCUACAUACACAGAUGCUUGGUCUGUUUUUGAUAUGUCAGAAAGUUGAGUCUGUCUCUAUUGUAAA